GACAGCCCCGCACAUGCUCAGUCUGCAGCUCCGUGACUCCGGUAAUCAUUCAUCCUCUGAGAUCUCUAUUUGCUUUAUAGCAACAUUCCUGUUUCUGAUGCUGGAGAGAGCUGCAUUGCCUCUACACCAGUUAUAACAAAAGACAUGAUUCAUUCACCACAAUUCCACACUGGCUCGCCAACACGGUUUGCCAUCAUUUAGCAAUGAGUGAACCUUUUUUCCAUCAUGCAUCCUAACUAGCAAAGAAUACCAUGCUGUGAUAUUUAUGGGGUUUAUCCCAGGCACCAGUCAGCAUCCAUAAGGCAAUUUUGUGUCAUCACAUACAAAGGCAAUGCUGUAAGCACAUGCAGAUAUUGCUGUAAAACAGCAGCUCCAUCCUGGAUCCCAGCUGAUGUCAUACACGCCGUCUUUUCUGCAAAUAAAGAGAGAAAAAACAUGGAUUUCAGCAACUCCUCAGUGUUUGAUCAACAUAAAGGUGAUUCAGCAGAAGAGAUUGACUUGAGUGUGGUAUACCAAGCGUCAGCGAAUGGUGAUGUCAACACAUUGACUGCAAUAAUCCGAGAAGAUCCUUCAAUACUGGAGUACUGUGACAAUGAAGGUUGCACACCACUGAUGCACGCUGUUUCCGGACGUCAGGUCGAUACAGUGAAACUGCUGCUGAAAAUGGGAGCCAACAUAAACACACAAGAUGCCUGUGGAAGAACAAGUCUAUCACUUGCCACGUACCUGGGAUGGCUAGAAGGCUGUGUUAGUUUGCUCAGGAAUGGUGCCAAGCAGAACAUACCAGAUAAAAAUGGGAGACUUCCCCUGCAUGCGGCCACUGCUGAAGCUGAUGUCAGGCUUUUGUCUGUACUUCUGCAGCAAUCAACUUUAAGUGAGAUUAAUCAUCAGGACAAUGAGGGAAUGACGUCACUUCACUGGGCAGCAUUUCAUAACCGACCACAGCAUGUACAGAUCCUAAUUCAGAAAGGGGCAGAUCCAACACUGGUGGACAAAGACUUUAAAACUGCUCUUCACUGGGCAGUUCAGAGUGGAAACAGAGUGCUGUGCUCUAUAAUACUCGAUCAUCAGCAGGGCCAGUCCACAAUCAACUAUGAUGAUGAGAAUGGGAAGACGUGUAUGCACAUAGCAGCAGCUGCAGGAUACAGUGAUAUUAUCUGUGAACUCGCCCGAGUCCCGGAGUGUAACUUGCAGGCUCUUGAUGUGGAUGAUAGAACUCCUCUACACUGGGCUGCAGCAGCAGGAAAAGAAGACUGUGUACAGACUCUAUUAAAUUUGGGAGUGGAUAUAAAUCCCAGGGACAUCAAUGAAAACACCCCUCUAACCUAUGCCAUGUACUGCGGGCACACUGCAUGCAUCAAACUGCUUUCUCAGGAGAACAGUACACCAGACCCGUUCCAGCCAUUAACCUCCCCGGGCUGUAAAUCCAUGAGGAAAGAAGGGCGUCUCACUGUGCUGAAUCAGAUAUUCUCAUGCAAGAAGAAGAAGGUGGAGCAGAAAGCACACCAGGACAAACUCAGGUAUAACAGAGAAGAGACCUCAGAGGUUGAUGAUAUCAUCACCACAUUUGACUGUAUAUUGGACACAAACUGCAAAGACCCUUCCGAUGAAAGGGUGACCUCAGUCAACUGCAAAAAAAGGACGGUGGAGUCACAGAAGUAUCUGUUACCCGAAAACAAGCAAAAUAGCAAAGGUCUUCCACCCAUAAGAACACAGAGUCUCCCUCCUAUAACCCUUGGACACACUUUUUUGACCACAUCACAGACUAUAUCAGAUGUCCCACAGAGCAAUGCUUUUCAUUUUGCACACCGGUCUCAGAAAAGCAAGAGUGAGCAUGACUUGUUUGACCACAGAAUUAGUUGCCAGACUUUGCAAGACAAUCCAUGGAAUAUAGCUGCUAACCAAAUCCUGACCCAUAAAUCCUGGACAUCACCAAAUCCUGACAAGUUCAAGGGUCAUGCUUUGCUCAAAAAGCCAAACCAUAUGGACAGUCUAUGUUGUCCUCCUCAUCUUCCUCAUAUGGAAAAUAUGCAUUCAGGUCACAACUCGCCUCAUCUCCCUCAAGAUAAACCAAGAAUGAAAGAAGUUCGACUUGCGCGAAACAGCUUGGCCCCUUUACCGGAUCACUGUGUGAAGAAAAUCCAGUUGCCAUCUGGGCAAGCCUGUCCAGGAGUCAAGAAGUCUAUGUCUUUGCCAACCAACUCUCUGCAGAUGGGAAAUAACUUGUCUCCAUUAAUCAUCUCUAAAACUCAGAGUCACUCACUCUAUUCCUUCUUGCCGGUCCUAAGAAAGGAGCCCUUGAGGACAACUCGUGUCCUGCCCGCCAUUCCCAGUCAAAGGGGCCAAAAUACAGAAAGCCUUAUAAGGUCUCCAAAAAAGUCUGACACCAACGACUAGCGCCACAUCUGGAGCCAAGAGUAGAAGAGUCCCUCCUUUGUGUGUUUCAUGUACAUUACACUGUAUGUAGGGUCUGUAAGACAACAAUCAUGUGUGUCGUUUGUACAUUCUUGAAAAAUUAUUAUAUACAUGAACUAGAUUUUUGCUAUUUUUCUAAAAAAUAAAAAAAUCUUUUUUUAUAA
Rana temporaria (common frog) is the source of this 2579-nucleotide messenger RNA. It is a transcript of the gene ANKRD55, whose product is annotated as ankyrin repeat domain 55. Gene Ontology annotation, molecular function: protein binding. The record is from RefSeq and is a predicted model, not a curated record. The transcript has 11 exons. Lineage: Eukaryota; Metazoa; Chordata; Amphibia; Anura; Ranidae. Bases 436 to 2397 code for a protein of 653 amino acids.